UUUUCUUUCUAAUUUGACUGGUAUCCUAAAUUGGUGUUUUUCACAAAACAAUCUUAAUUUGAUAAUUUCGCAUAUUUUGACUGUAAAAUGAGAACUUUUUUUUUUCCAAUGGCAUUAAAUUAAGAGAAACUCCAUUUUCAAGUUGGCAGUAAUUGGUGGUGGUGACGAUCAACAGCAAAGAAAGAAGUUAGGAGACGAAGAAGAAGAAGAAGAAUGAGACUGCAAAAAAUAGCUUCGGUCCUCAAGAACCGCAACAGAAAGCAGCAGCUCUUCACCACUGCGUUUUCACGCUCUUUUUCUCAACUUCUCUCGCAAUCUCAAAGCAGAGGUUCAUUUGGCAUCGCGUUUGAUAUCGAUGGUGUCAUUCUUCGUGGCGAAUCUCCAAUCGGAGCUUCUCCUCGAGCUCUUCAACGAUUAUAUCACCCUUCCGGUGCUUUGAGGAUUCCUUUCAUUUUCUUGACCAAUGGAGGUGGCUUUCGUGAAUCUAAAAGAGCAAUGGAGUUAAGUACGCUUCUAGGCGUCCAUAUUUCACCUUUGCAGGUUGUACAGGGUCACACACCUUUUAAACAGCUGGUGAAUAGAUUUGAGAACGAAUUUGUUGUUGCUGUGGGCAAAGGAGAACCUGCUGCAGUGAUGUCUGAAUAUGGAUUUAAAAAUGUUCUCUCAAUAGAUGAAUAUACAUCUUAUUUUGAUGGCAUUGAUCCACUAGCACAAUAUAAGACAUGGACAAUUAAGCAGACUGCAAAGCAUAGUAGUACUUCGGAGCAGACGACUACAGGAGACCAAAUCCACUCACAGAGGGUUCAGGCAGCAUUUAUUGUUAGUGAUUCUGUUGACUGGAGCAGAGACAUUCAGGUCCUGUGUGAUAUUUUAAGAACCGGAGGUCUCCCUGGCAGGGAGAUUGGACACCAACCACACUUGUAUUUUGCAAGUGAUGACCUUGCUUACCAGGCUGCUUUUCCUUCAGAGCGCCUUGGCAUGGGAGCUUUCAGAAUUGCACUAGAAUCAGUAUUCAAUAGAAUUCACCCUAAACCUCUAGAGUACACUUCUUUUGGAAAGCCAAAUCCGUUUGUAUUCAAGAAUGCUGAAACUGUUUUAAAGCAGCUUUCAUCUCUUCAUUGUGGUACUGAUCCUAUGGAUCAUAUGAAUGCUGAAAUUCAUCAUUUUACUACACUAUAUAUGAUAGGAGACAAUCCUUCAGUUGACAUUAGAGGUGCAAGACAGGCUGGACGUCCCUGGUUUUCUAUCUUGACAAGGACAGGGGUUUUCAAGGGAACAGAAAACUAUACUGAGUUUCCGGCAGAUCUGGUUGUUAACACUGUAGAAGAUGCUGUGGACUAUAUUUUGAGAAAGGAGUGCACCUAGGACACAAGGGCUUUGAUCUUCUUUUUGGUUUUUCCGUGGGCAUACAUUGUCAAUGGAAAGGAGAUAUUGGAGGGUAAACAGUCUGGUAUUGUUAUCUAUUAGCAUCAGAAAUUAUUCUUUUUCGUAGGCUUAAUGUCAAUUCAUUGAUUACAAUAUGGUCACAUCUUCAUGGCAAUAAUAUACCAUAUUUUCUUUUUA
Ricinus communis (castor bean) is the source of this 1563-nucleotide messenger RNA. RefSeq lists its product as uncharacterized. Bases 214 to 1365 code for a protein of 383 amino acids. Lineage: Eukaryota; Viridiplantae; Streptophyta; Magnoliopsida; Malpighiales; Euphorbiaceae. Gene Ontology annotation, cellular component: mitochondrion. The record is from RefSeq and is a predicted model, not a curated record. Gene Ontology annotation, biological process: glycerophospholipid biosynthetic process. The transcript has 12 exons.